This is a messenger RNA of Penicillium paradoxum, 1161 nucleotides long. RefSeq names its product TauD/TfdA family dioxygenase. The coding region runs from base 1 to 1161 and encodes 386 amino acids. The transcript is spliced from 5 exons. NCBI's taxonomy places the organism in Eukaryota, Fungi, Ascomycota, Eurotiomycetes, Eurotiales, Aspergillaceae. The record is from RefSeq and is a predicted model, not a curated record. Gene Ontology annotation, molecular function: oxidoreductase activity.
AUGGCCUCUACAACCGAUACUGACACGGACUUCGACCCAAUAUAUUAUCCUGACCUGCAGCGAUUCAUGCGGGGUCGAUCGGAGAGACUGGCUGCCCUGGGAGCCGCCCCAGUUCUACCAGAAAUUCUCCGGCCCGGUAGCAAUACAGAAAUGAGCUGGGAAGGCACCGGUCUCGAUCCAAACUCAUAUACAUGGGAAAUAUCAGGCUCUGAACUGGAGGACAUAGAUAGAUGCUGCGCUGAGUAUACUUCCUCUGGGAGGACUCUACAUGAGAUCGAGAAAGGAACAUUCCGUCUGCCCUCCACGCUUGCAGACCAACUUGCCGCGCGACGGCACGAUCUACACCACGGGGCUGGGAUCUCGCUCUUACGAGGGUUGCAACCCAAAACUCGCACCCAGAGAGAAAAUUUCAUUCUCUUUGCCGGAUUGGCCAGCCACCUCUCGGAACAGAGGGGGAGGCAAUUUGGCAACAAGUAUCUUGUGCACGUCACAGAUCUCACUGCAGGGGAUGAUUCGAAGAAAUAUGCGGCUCCAUAUUGUAAUCAGGAGCUGCCGUUUCAUACUGAUGUCGGCGAUGUGGUUGCCAUGUUCGUGUUCUGUUCUGCUGCAAACGGUGGCGAUGGCACAUUCGCCCCAGUGUCGACGAUAUACAACAAGCUGAUGCAAUCGAGCCCGGAUCUCAUUCCUGUAUUAUUGGAGUCAGAUUGGCCAUUUGACCGAUCCUCGGGAGAAAUAUUUUACAAGCGCCCAGUCAUGUUCUUGAAUGACGAUCAACAGCCAGAAAUGGUGUUCAGUCGUGGCGCGCUGAUACGAUCAGCCAGAGGUCAGCGGCCCCUUAGCAUACCCAAGCUAACGAGGGUUCAAUGCGAGGCGCUGGAUGCGGUACAUUUUGCAGCGGUGGAGGCAACCCAUACAAUUCAGUAUCAGGAGGGUGAUUUACUGAUAUUCAACAAUCGGAGGAUUCUACAUGGCAGAAAUGCGUUUGCGGACACCGGAGAUACGGGUCAGAGGCAUAUGGUUAGGUUAUGGUUGAAGGAUGAGGAGCUGGCGGGGAAGCCGACCAACUUGGCUUUACAAAAGCUUUGGGAUAAAACAUUUGCUAGAGGCAAUGAGGGUGGGUACCAUGAGAGACAUUGGCCGAGUGUGCCUGAUCCGUAUUGA